AUGAUUGAAAAAAUGAACGAAUUUGGAAGAGAUGUUACAAAUUUUUUUGAAAGAAUUGGUGAUAGAGUGAAAGCAUUACUAAAUGGCAAUAGAAGACUGAACCAUGAUAUAGUUAUCCACAGUGAAGCUAUUCCGGAAGGCUAUAAAGUAGUGUAUCAAACUGAAAGAAUGAGCAGCGUGCCGAGCGAACAGUUCAGGAACCAGGAGCCGGAUCCCCCAGCCUUCUUGUCAACUCCACAAUUGGCAGCACUUCACGGGAAAAAGGUGGAGUCUCAUGUCAUCAGUACUAGUGAUGGAUAUCUGUUAACUUUACAUCGAAUUGAUGUCGAUGAUUGUAUGAACGAAACAAUUGGCACAGUUUUGCUUCAUCACGGACUUCUAGGCAGUUCUGCCGAUUGGAUUUUAUUGGGUGCUAACAAAUCACUACCCUACCUGCUGUCCAGCAUGGGUUACGACGUGUGGAUGAUAAACGCGAGAGGAAAUUACUAUUCACGAGGACACAUUGAAAUGAAAGUUGAUUGCGAGGAGUAUUGGAGUUUCUCAUUUCAUGAAAUGGGAAUCUAUGAUAUACCAGCAGCUUUGGAUUAUAUUAGAAAAGUUAAAAAUAGUACAGAGGAGAUCAAUUUCAUUGGACAUUCUAUGGGAGCCGCAGCCCUGCUAGUGCUGUUGUCCACGCAACCGAGGUACAACGAGUAUUUUAGAAUAGCAAUUCUGUUAGCUCCCAUGGUGUACAUGAACAAUAUCAAAGGUCCAUUGAAAUCGAAUUUUACACUAUUAAAAGAGUUGGGGGAGAGAGAACUGUUACCUCAACGGAAAAUCCCACACGACAUAGCCAGGAGAUAUUGUAAGGGAUUGAUUAUAUUUUGCACGAAUCCACUGUUCUUUUUUAGUGGCUUACCGGAGUAUACACAGUGGACAGACGAGUUUAUUUCAUCGUUGCUUUAUCACGUGCCGGCCGGGGGCUCCAUAAAUACAAUUAAGCAUUACCAGCAGAUGUCUGCGAGUGGGAAAUUUCAUAAGUUCGGUGACAUGUUUUCAGAAUAUGCAUUAUCAGAGGUGACAGUUCCAAUAGCGAUGAUCAGUUCCAGUGAAGACUGGUUAGCGACUCUGCCUGAUGUUUUGAAACUAUUUUACACGAUCAGAGUCCCGAUUGAUAAUUUCGUCAUUCACGGCAAGAAAAUUAGUCACACCGAGUUCGUGUGGGGCGCCACGGCCGACAGGCUAAUAUUCCCGAGAGUGUUUGAAUAUUUGGAACAUGGAACAAAUUACACUUCGUUUAGAAAUGAGAUAAAACUCAAUUGA
Molecule: messenger RNA, 1302 nt
Organism: Amyelois transitella
Lineage: Eukaryota; Metazoa; Arthropoda; Insecta; Lepidoptera; Pyralidae
Product: lipase 3-like
Exons: 1
Coding region: 1-1302 (433 amino acids)
Biological process (GO): lipid metabolic process
Molecular function (GO): hydrolase activity, acting on ester bonds
Source: RefSeq, a predicted model, not a curated record